AUGUGGGCUCUUGAGUGCGAAGGCGAUUUAUUCGGUGGCAAGCAAUUAUGGCUUCGCCCAGGCAAGAAGUUCUUGUUCGGCAGGACGAGCGGUGGCGAGGAGUUGCAGUAUAUCCUCUCCGAUAAGACCGUUUCGAAACAGCAUCUCAUGGUUACUAUUGAUGAGGUGAAGGAAAGCGAUUAUACAGACUCGCGGGCUCGGUCGUGUAUUACGUUGAAAGACAUGAAUACUAAGAUUGGUACAAUCAUCAAUGGAGAGAAGAUCCGGGGUGAAAGUCGGGUGCUUGAUAGGGUGGACAAUGAGGUGCGGUUGGGAAGAUAUCCGCAUCUUUUUCGCUUUGCUUGGAUCCCAGUGUGUCUGUCGUUUAUGUUUACGAAAAGCGAACUGAAAUCGGAUCCCUACACCUCUCUAUUCGAGAACUUCGGACCUCUCGAUAUCAAAAUCCUUCUUGACUACGAUCGCGAAAGUACGACGCAUUAUGUCGCGAAGAAGCGGAAUACAUCAAAGGGACUCCGAGCGCUAAUAGACGGGAAAUACAUUGUGUAUAAUGAUACAUUUAUCCCAGCUCUUAUCAAGGCUACCACACCGAACGAAAAUGGAAUUGUGCCUAUUGAGGAUGACUUCAAGAACUUUCCGGAUCCAUUGCAUUUUCUUCCUCCGAGAGGCGCGGAAUUGACCGAUCGUGACGCUACGGCUUACUCUCCGGAUGAUCGACGACGAGAUAUGUUCGAUGGUUAUACAUUCAUAUUUUAUGAUGAGACGCAGUACGAAAACCUAUCGACAACGAUUUUUGCCGGCAAAGGCAAGGCUCUUCAUCAACGAGUAGUUCCUGAAGAGACCAGUGUGCUUGAUUUUGUUCGCUACGUCAAAAAUGUGGCAGGCGAGAAAGGCUUAGGGGAGUUCGAGGAUGGUAGUGAAGGCAAAGGGGUGGUUGUCGUUAAAUAUGAACCACAGAAAGGAGUUCACAUUGCGUGGCACAAUCAAUUUGCUGUGGAUGUUGCGCUAUCGUUGGACCAGCGUUUGGUUGGUCAAGGCGAAUUCUUAGAUGUCAUUCUUGGAUGCGAUCCAAGCGUGUUACGGCGAGCUCUGGAGGAAUCUCCUCCCAGUACUAUGGCUUCUCAUGCUCCUCCCGCAGCACAGCCUGUUCAGCCUUCACAAGCUACUCCACCCGAAGCACCAGCUGAGUCGAUAUCUCAACCUGCUAGGAAAGGUAGGGGUCGUCGAGCUGCUGUACCUGUCUUUAAAGGAUUUGAAGACGACGAAUGGGCUACUCCUGCGGUAAAACUUAACUCAAUCCCCGAAUCAAAUUCAAUGGAUAUAGAUCAUGCCCCAGCACCCGAAUCGCAAUCACUAUUCGUCUCUCAACAGGAACCGAGUAUUGAUGUUGAUAGAGAUGUUUCGGAACCACCCGUUGCCCAACCAAGAAUGUCAAGGAAGAGAGCAGCUCCUCUUAUUGAUGAUCAAGAAUUGAUAAACACUCUAGCCCCUAACGCCGCAAGACUCAAGAAGCGUCGAUUAGAAGAAGCCGCAGAACGAAGAAGUAGAGGAGAAUCUACACAGCCAUCUCGACCUGCGCCAGAGCCAGUAAAGGAAAAGACACCUGAACCCGAGCCCGAACCGAAAGCAAAACCUAAAAGACGUACUAGAAAAGAGAUGGAUAGUGCAGCAGCUUUGAUAGAUGCGCGAAAUGCAGAAGAUGCUGACGAAGCCGAGUUGCACGAGCCAGACGUUAUAGACUACUCAAGCAUAGACGUCGACGCCGUCCGCAACGCAAUCGAGGUCUUCGAGAUAGCCGUCACCCGUAAACCAUCCACCCGUCGUGCAGCUCAAGCAGAUGAAUCCGAUCGAUGGAACGAUAAAUGGAAUGGCCGAAAAGACUUCAAAAAGUUUCGACGUCAAGGAGCAGCGCCGAAAAGGGAUCACGGGAGAGUCAUUGUACCCCUGGAGGAAGCGAAGAAGAAGGACUACGGACUUGGCGAUGAAUACUGGGGUGAAGAUCCCAUCACGAACGAAAGCCAACGCGCCAGCAAGAAAACCCGUAAAGACAAAGCAGUGGUUGAAGAGGUCCAGCAAAACGACUCCUCAGAUUCCGACGCCCUGGAAUCUAACCACCGUCGUCGUCCCCGCCCGAAAUUAAUCUCAGGAAACCAAUCCGAAGACGACGCCAUCGUCAUCCCCUCCUCGGACGUGGAAAUCGAACAAGAUCCCAGGCUCACGUUUGCGAGAAAGGAUACGACAACGCAGGGGACGACGCAAUCGUCGAGUUUAAAUGAUAAGACGGCUGCGACAAGGAAUAUUCCUGCGAAGGGAACGAAGAGGUCAGCGGAGAAGGAGGCGGCUAAACCGCCGCCGAAGAGGGUUAAGCAGACGACGUUGGAUGUUGGGGGUAGAGCGAGGGGGAGGAGGACGGUGGAGGAUAGUGAGGAUAGUGAUGAUAUGGGGUUUGGGUUUCGGAGACGGAGGUAG
Messenger RNA from Glarea lozoyensis ATCC 20868, 2466 nucleotides. Its product is annotated as SMAD/FHA. Gene Ontology annotation, molecular function: protein binding; damaged DNA binding. Gene Ontology annotation, biological process: double-strand break repair via homologous recombination; mitotic G2 DNA damage checkpoint signaling. The transcript is spliced from 6 exons. The record is from RefSeq and is a predicted model, not a curated record. Gene Ontology annotation, cellular component: Mre11 complex. NCBI's taxonomy places the organism in Eukaryota, Fungi, Ascomycota, Leotiomycetes, Helotiales, Helotiaceae. Bases 1 to 2466 code for a protein of 821 amino acids.